Molecule: messenger RNA, 1792 nt
Organism: Lycium ferocissimum
Lineage: Eukaryota; Viridiplantae; Streptophyta; Magnoliopsida; Solanales; Solanaceae
Product: chalcone isomerase-like protein 1
Exons: 4
Coding region: 176-1003 (275 amino acids)
Molecular function (GO): intramolecular lyase activity
Source: RefSeq, a predicted model, not a curated record
GACGAAGAGAUGCAUCUCUCUCUGUGCCAACAGACGCAGACAUCAAUAAGUCACAGCAGGUUUCUGGCAAAUUUCUCCCUAUAUAAACCUCAUAAACACUGAAUCUUCAAAUCACAGCAAAACAGAAAUACAAUUCCUAUCUUCCUCUUUGCCUAUAACCAUCCAUCAGUGUAAAAUGCCGACCACCAUGGAAGAUGCCACUUCCAAGAUUGAGGCAGUUGAAAUCGACCCCAAGAGCGGUCUUGCUUUAAAGUCAACAAUGGACAAGGAGAAGGCAAGCGAAGGUGAACCAAAGACUACAGAAACAACACAAGAGAAGCCUAAUGGAGCCAAAAGUGAAGUGGAAAAGAACGGGAAAAGUGAUCCGGAGAAAGAACCUAAUGGUGCUACUUUCAAAGAGGAGGAAGUUCCAGUCGAGGUUGAGCCUAAAACUGGAAUCUCUUUUGCUGUCAGACUUGAAGAUGGGAAGCAGUUGAAAGCUAUAGGUUUAAGGAAGAAGAGCAUGCUUGGCAUGGGCAUUAAAAUCUAUGGCUUUGGAAUAUAUGCAGACAAUGAGAAAUUGAAAGACCUUAUGCAGUCCAAGAUAGGGAAAGCACCAUCAAAACAAACAAAGGAAAUGUUCCAAAUGGUGAUUGAUAGUGAUUUAGGAAUGAUGGCGCGGUUGGUAAUUGUUUUCUCUAACCUGACCAUGAGCAUGGUAAGAAAGAACUUUGACGAAGGCCUCGGAGCUGCCAUAAAGAAACUCACUGGUGGGAAGAACGAUGAGCUCACAAAGAAGAUCAUGGGUGAAGCAUCUGAUGACAUAAAGCUGACUUCUGGUUCUGUAAUUGAGAUUUCACGACUCCCAGGAUAUGUUCUUCAGACCAAAGUAAAGGGUGAGAUUGUGAGCAAGGUGGAAAGUGAACUGCUCUGCAGGGCCUUCAUCUACAUGUAUUUAGGUGAUGAUCCCUUUGACAAAGAAGCCAAGGAGAAGUUCGGGGCAUCCAUGCUCUCUCUGUUCUAAGUAGUGGGUUUCCAGCAAUUUCUAGGUUGUUAAGGAAUAAGCUGGUGAAUUUGGACUGAUGAAUAAUUGCUCAAUAAGAGAAUGAUCACAACAUGGUUGAUUUUUCAUAGUGCAGUAUUUCAUAAUUUAUUAUGCAAUCUUCGAAACUCCUCCCCACACCCCCCCCCCCCCGGGGAAAACCACCCCCCCUCUCUCUCUCUCAACUCUUACAUUAUGUAUGCAUGCGUUGUGUAUUUAUAUUCUAUAUGCUAUAUCUUCUGCUAUUCAAAUUAGUCAUCCAUCGAACUAUUGCAACACUAAGAAGGGAUUUUCCGGACUCAGGAAAGUUUAUGCUAUGUAAAAUUGAAAACAUAUAAGAUAUCUCACAGUUGGAGAAAAGAAGCAGUGGAAGUUCAGCAAACGAUCUGCAACAGCAAUUAUGUGCUCAUAAAAUAGAUCCAUAAUGUUAAAGUUAACCCUUCAGAAACUGACAAACUAAACAUGAAUAUGUGUUUGUGGAAUAGCAAAAGGCGCAUAUAGUAUACAUAAAUAAACUCUUAGAUAUAGCACCUCAAUCACACCAUGGAUGAGAUUAGGUAAGGCCAUAAAGAACUCUCCUAGGGUCCAAUUGCCCACUGCAGUAACUUGACGAUACAGUAGAAAGCUCUUGCCGCCCCUUCCACUCCUCAGAGGGUUUUAAGAUAAUCGGAGUUUCAACAGCAGCAGAAUCCACACAUAGCAUCUUCUUGUAAUCUUCAUCACCUAAAUCGGGGAGAGACUUGGCCUUUUUGUCCCAAGGAUUCCAAACAA